AUGAAAAUCGAUAUAACAUUAGAUGAGGUACAAAAUGCACGUUUCCGAAAUAUUUAUUACGAUAUUAUACGAGAAUAUUUGAAAAAAGGCCUAUUCAAUGAAAAAGAAUUAGAAACUGUUUUAAUGAUUUAUCAUAAAUUUGUUUUAGCAAAUGGACCAAAAGCCAAAUAUAUGACAAAAAGACAAUUUGCCGAAUUCUUUGCAAUUUAUUUUCAAAUUUAUGAUUUAAGAAUAAUCGAAAGAAUUAUAUUGAAAUUAACAGUUAAUGAAGCUAUUGUAAUAUAUGUGAAACCUCAAAGUUGGUUAAAUUUAUAUAUGAUUUGUACAACAGAUUCUUUAGAUGAUUUAAUGGAAUAUGUAUUUGGAGUUUAUGAUUUACAUGAUUCAGGAUUUUUAACACGUGAAGUCAUAACAAUUUUUAUAUCAAGUUGUGUUGUUGAAGAAGAAGAUGAUACUGAAGAAUUAACAUUAGAUAUGGUUGAUUUAAUAAUAAAACGUUUUGAUAUUGAUAAAGAUGGUCGAAUAUCAUAUGAUGAUUAUUGUCAAACUGUACGAAAAACACCAGAUUUAUUACAAUUUUUAGGAACAUGUGUUCCAUCUAAUGAACACGAAUUAAUAUUUAAUAGAAAAUUGUAUAGAUAA
Messenger RNA from Condylostylus longicornis, 642 nucleotides. RefSeq names its product calaxin-like. The transcript has a single exon. Gene Ontology annotation, molecular function: calcium ion binding. The coding region runs from base 1 to 642 and encodes 213 amino acids. NCBI's taxonomy places the organism in Eukaryota, Metazoa, Arthropoda, Insecta, Diptera, Dolichopodidae. The record is from RefSeq and is a predicted model, not a curated record.